Molecule: messenger RNA, 756 nt
Organism: Neltuma alba
Lineage: Eukaryota; Viridiplantae; Streptophyta; Magnoliopsida; Fabales; Fabaceae
Product: trypsin inhibitor DE5 alpha chain-like
Exons: 1
Coding region: 1-585 (194 amino acids)
Molecular function (GO): endopeptidase inhibitor activity
Source: RefSeq, a predicted model, not a curated record
AUGAAGGCUGCCUUGCUUGCCCUCUUCUUCCUUGUCUUUGCCUUCACAUCAGCCAAAGCUGGUGUUUUGGUUGUUGACACUGAAGGCAACCCCGUCAGAAAUGGUGGCUCAUACAACAUCCUCCCAGCACGGUCUGGAAACGGUGGCGGCCUCGACCUUGCUGCCACUGGUGGCGAAUCUUGCGCUGUUACCGUUGUUCAAGCCUUGUCAGAACAAUCCAACGGUUCGCCCACCAGACUUUCUUCUCCUUACAGAGUCCGUUAUCUCUGCACAAACCUUGAAGUGGACCUCACCGCCGUUGCACCACCACAGUGCGCCGCGAAACCGGCGAGAUGGACGAUCGUCGGCCAAGAAGAGGAGAAUAGGCAAGUGAAACUUGCGGGACAGCCAGACACCGUACGCGGUUCGUUUAGAAUUCAGACACAUCGUGGUUCGACUUACAAGAUUGUGUUCUGUGAGAGUGGUGAAGAGUCUUGCAGGGCUCUUGGGCUUUCCAACGACAACAAAGGACACAGAAUUUUGUCUGUUAACGAUGAGAAUCCUUUCGUUGUUGUGUUUCGUAAGGCUGAAUCAUCUUGUGCAUAAAGGGUGGACUGUGCUGCGGAAAUGCUGAUGAAGCCACUGCAUGUUGCAAGUAGUUUACAUAACUCCUUGCACGGAAUAAUAAAUAAAAUAAUGCUUCAUAUGCUUUCCUUUCCUACCUCUGUAUCUGAAGCCUAAAAUAAAUAAAAUUAUGUUCCAAGUGGCUUCCUUUUC